AUGGUUUCUCCUAAAGAGGCUGAAGAGGGAAACAUUGAAUACAAGCUGAAGCUGGUAAACCCCACGCAGUAUCGGUUCGAACAUUUGGCCACGCAGUUGAAAUGGCGACUGCAGGAGGGUCGCGGGGAGGCCGUGUAUCAGAUUGGGGUGGAGGAUAACGGUCUGCUGGUUGGACUCACAGAAGAAGAUAUGAAAGCCUCGCUUAAGACUCUUCGCAGAAUGGCUGAGAAGGUUGGAGCCGAUAUCACGCUCCUGAGAGAGAGGGAGGUGGACUGCGAUAGAGCGCGACGGAAAAUCGCUGAAGUUCUUGUGCGGAAAGUUCCAGAUGACCAGCAGUUCCUGGAUCUCCGUGUGGCUGUUCUGGGUAACGUGGAUUCAGGGAAGUCAACUCUGCUGGGGGUGCUGACUCAGGGUGAGCUGGAUAACGGACGGGGCAGGGCCAGGCUCAACCUCUUCAGACACCUGCAUGAGAUUCAAACCGGACGGACGUCCAGCAUCAGUUUUGAGAUCCUGGGAUUUAACAGCAAAGGAGCGGUUGUAAACUACAGUGACUCCCGUACAGCAGAGGAGAUCUGUGAGAGCUCUUCUAAGAUGAUCACUUUUAUUGACCUGGCUGGUCAUUAUAAGUACUUGAAGACCACUAUAUUUGGCCUGACAAGCUACUGCCCAGACUUUGCCAUGCUGGUGGUGGGAGCCAAUACUGGCAUUGGUUUGUAUUUAUGCAUAUAUAUUUAUAUUCUGGCCGAUAUUAAAAUGGCUGCACAGCAGUUUGCACAAUCCUCCAGUGUGACGCCCAUAUUCACCCUCUCCAGUGUGUCUGGGGAGAAUCUGGACCUUCUGAAGGUAUUUUUCAACAUUCUUCCUCCUCUGAGCAACAGUAAGGAGCAAGAGGAGCUCAUGCAGCAGCUCACGGAGUUCCAGGUGGAUGAGAUUUACAGUGUUCCUGAUGUAGGAACAGUAGUUGGUGGAACACUGUACAGUGGUGUGUGUCGUGAAGGAGAGCGGCUGGUUGUGGGUCCCACCGAUGAUGGGCGGUUCCUGAGGUUGAAGGUGUGCAGUAUCCACCGGAAUCGCUCCGGCUGCCGCGUGCUAAGAGCCGGACAGGCCGCCACACUUGCACUUGGGAACUUUGAUCGCUCAUUACUACGAAAGGGCAUGGUCAUGGUGAGUCCCAAAAUGAACCCUACAAUUUGCUGGCAGUUUGAGGCCGCCAUAGUCCUCCUGUUCCACGCCAAGACUUUCCGCCGUGGUUUCCAAGUCACAGUGCACGUGGGGAAUGUAAGGCAGACCGCCACGGUGGAGUGUCUCCUUGGAAAGGUGUAG
Sinocyclocheilus grahami is the source of this 1323-nucleotide messenger RNA. RefSeq names its product GTP-binding protein 2-like. Lineage: Eukaryota; Metazoa; Chordata; Actinopteri; Cypriniformes; Cyprinidae. Gene Ontology annotation, biological process: translational elongation. Bases 1 to 1323 code for a protein of 440 amino acids. Gene Ontology annotation, molecular function: GTP binding; GTPase activity; translation elongation factor activity. The transcript is spliced from 12 exons. The record is from RefSeq and is a predicted model, not a curated record.